AUGCUGGGUGGGGUGUGCGUGCCGGCGGUGUUGACUCAGGCCAAUCUUCGUCGGAAAAAGGCGGGAACAAUCAGCGCAGGCCAAUUGGGCAACCGUGUUCGUACCAACACUUUCAUUGUCGUGAACUCGAUGGUGGGCUACCAAGCCAGCUUUCGAUUUGCAGCACUUGCCACAUCCCUCACACGUGAACCCAACGAGUCUCUCCUGUGUACUGGCUACCCGGUCGGCACCACGAGGAGGUGGUUCAGCUCGCCGUAUAUCAACACACACGUAACACUACUGAACGCACAACCACUAACCCACUGCUACGCACAACUACGCACUGAUGAUGUCACCUCGAUUGGUGAUGAAACGUUUGCAACCAAAUUGCCCAGCUCAGCGAACAAGCCAACGACCAUCAUUAUCACCGAUGACAAAAAAUUUCAUCCUGAAUCACCCACGCCGUGCACAACACAUCGGCAAUCGUUCCACAGGCCACAGGUCAGUAUGGAUAUGAAUAUCGUCUGCACCACUGGGGACAAAGUAAACAGGCUACUGUUUCAAGCUACCGACCGCGGCGGCAUACGAGAUUUGUUCACCCGCCUGAAUAAUGACUGUUUGCCGACAGUAGCUCAGGUAAAGUACACAGAAGUAAAUGGAGUUGCAUUCUGA
This is a messenger RNA of Opisthorchis viverrini, 651 nucleotides long. RefSeq lists its product as hypothetical. The coding region runs from base 1 to 651 and encodes 216 amino acids. Lineage: Eukaryota; Metazoa; Platyhelminthes; Trematoda; Opisthorchiida; Opisthorchiidae. The record is from RefSeq and is a predicted model, not a curated record. The transcript has 4 exons.